AUUGCUGUAAGUAGGGUGUGCAUGGGAGUGUCGGUUUGUUGAUGCCCAUUAACACUUUGUACUCGUUUAAAACGACUGGCACAGUUUUAAAAAAGAUGUCUUUCUCCAUGUCUUCAAGCCCAACCAUAACGGACAAUAAUGCGAAUGUCUCGAUUUCACUCGUGCCCAUAAAUCAAAAUAAAAGAAGCCAACAAAAUAUUAUAGUUUCGGAGCGACUUAACUUUGAGAUUUACCGUUACUCCAGUUAUGCACAAAACUACACGCCUGAAAAUGUUUUAGUAGACUGCCCAAAUGAUCAAACAUCUCGUUGGUCGGCUUACACAAAUACUCCUCCACAAUUUCUAACCCUAAAGCUAAGACGUCCCGCCAUUGUGAAAAAUAUAAAAUUUGGCAAGUUUGAAAAAUCGCAUGUAUGCAACAUAAAAAAAUUUAAAGUAUUUGGUGGCUUAGAUGAAGAGCACAUGGUCUUGUUGUUAGAAGGCGGUCUAAAGAACGAUAACAUAGCUGAAACAUUCAGUAUACGUUGCUUGAACGAAGACCGGGCAGAACAUUUUCCCAUACUUUAUAUCAAAAUCGUGCCCAUAUUGUCAUGGGGGCCUUCGUUUAAUUUCAGCAUCUGGUACAUCGAACUUCAUGGUCAAGAUGAUCCUAUUUACACAUGCGCUCGUAUGAAGAAUUACAAUACGCUGCGAGAGAUUGAGAUAAUAAAAUUGUGUCUAAAGCAUUUUCGUCAAGAAGGCUAUAUGAGUGCUUUCGGAGCCUUGCAAAAUCAGACAAACGUGCGACUUGAGCAUCCGCUGAUCAGUCAAUUGCACAAACAUCUGGUUGUUGGGGGUGAUUUCGAAAAGGCUGAAUGCUUUAUUGAAGAUUGUAUUGAAGGAGGCCUCAUGGAUGAAUAUUUGACUAAACAGGACUACAAACACACUUGGCACCUAAACCGAAACGAUAGUGCAACUAAACCAGGCAAUCGUGGUGGCCAUCAAUUGCUGGUGGACUCAAAAAAUCGAUUCAUAUACCUGUACGGUGGCUGGGAUGGCUAUCAAGAUCUUAGCGACUUGUGGUUAUAUGAUUUAGAUGAAUGGACUCUACUAUGUGAGAGAUCCGAAUUGUUAAAUGGACCCACACCGCGAUCGUGCCAUAAAAUGAUCUUUGAUCCUAUCAGUGAAAAUAUAUUCAUGUUAGGUCGUUAUCUCGAUAACUCCAUCCGGACUUCAGAGUACAUCAAGAGCGAUUUCUAUUUAUACGACACAAGAGCACGUACCUGGAUGCAAAUCUGCGAUGACACCAGUCAAGUCGGUGGACCACAGCUAGUAUAUGACCAUCAAAUGUGCAUUGAUGCCGACAAGCGCUUUAUUUACGUUUUUGGUGGCAAAAUUUUAACUUCUCGUAAUGUUAAUGCUACAGCCUCUAUAGAACCAGAAUAUUCUGGUCUAUAUUCUUAUCAUAUAGCCACAAAUACAUGGACACAAAUUCUGGUUGAUUGUCAUCAUCACAGCGCGUCGCAAGCAGAUGUUAUGUCCAUCAAAUCAAGAAUAACUCAUUGUAUGGUGUUUCAUAAUAAACACAGAAAACUCUACAUUUAUGGAGGACAACGAGGCAAAGAGGAUCUGGAUGAGUUUCUUUGCUACGAUGUUGAUACGCAGGCUAUAUCAGUGCUGGGCAAAGAACACACACAUCAGGGCAUGUCAGCAAAUUCUAAUGAUGCUAAAAUGGAGCCCUCAUCGGGAUACACCUUACGCGCUACCAUUGACUGCGAUCGGGAUGAAAUAUAUGUAUUUUCGAGUCUUAGCAAAGUGAAAGAUCGUCGAGACUUUCUACACGUAGAUGCCUCUAAUUCAUUUUGGGUCUAUUCUCUAGUCUCUCACAAAUGGUCAAGAAUUUAUUAUUGUCGCUACUACGGACCAAAUAUUUUAGGCGGUAACUACAAGGGCCCUGGCGUUUGUGGUGAACUAGCAGAACACGAGCCAUGCCCACGAUACGCUCAUCAGCUGGUCUACGAUGAUGUCGAAAAGAUGCAUUAUCUGUUCGGUGGUAAUCCAGGCAUUAAUCAGCAUCAACAGCUUCGGUUGGAUGACCUGUGGCUGCUUUUUUUGGAAAAGCCUAAACGCGAAGCGAUCCUAACACAUUGUCGCUAUAUGCUACGCAAAUUAAAAUACGAAGAAAUGGCCCGGCAGUACCCUCUGAAAGCCAUGCUGUAUUUAAGGCAGAAUAUAGCAGCCGUUGUUGAUCAUAGUGAUCCUGAGCAACUAAAAAAAUUUCACAAACUGGCAUCGUUACUCUUCCAAACUAGUCGUGAUAUUGAUUCUGGUGGUGAAAGUCAAGAUAGUGACCUUCAUUUAAUCAUGGAUGGUGCUAAUUCGACCCAAGAAGUUCAAGUUGGUGAAUCAAGCAAUAUUACCCCAAUUGAAAACGUUUCUCUGGAAUCUAAUGAAAGUAUUAGCACAAUGGGUAUAUCGGACAAACUUUUUAGGUCUGAGACCACAUCGUCAGUGAAACAGCUACACACUGAAUGCCAUUCGCACUCUGAUUCAAAAUCGAAACGAGCUUGCCUUUUUAAUAAGUUAGUUCGAUUUAUGCCUUCUAGUAUGGUUCAACCUGAAGGCAAUUUAAGUGAUUUUAUAGUUAUUUAAAUAUAAGGUGUCAUGGGUUGGUUUUUGUAA
Messenger RNA from Drosophila willistoni, 2660 nucleotides. It is a transcript of the gene muskelin, whose product is annotated as muskelin. The transcript is spliced from 10 exons. Bases 42 to 2630 code for a protein of 862 amino acids. Gene Ontology annotation, cellular component: cytoplasm. The record is from RefSeq and is a predicted model, not a curated record. NCBI's taxonomy places the organism in Eukaryota, Metazoa, Arthropoda, Insecta, Diptera, Drosophilidae. Gene Ontology annotation, molecular function: protein binding.